This is a messenger RNA of Triticum dicoccoides, 3190 nucleotides long. RefSeq names its product EEIG1/EHBP1 protein amino-terminal domain protein. Gene Ontology annotation, cellular component: nuclear pore. The record is from RefSeq and is a predicted model, not a curated record. Lineage: Eukaryota; Viridiplantae; Streptophyta; Magnoliopsida; Poales; Poaceae. The transcript is spliced from 9 exons. The coding region runs from base 205 to 2940 and encodes 911 amino acids.
UACUGCGUGCCCACGAACUCAAUCACGCAGCCAAUCAUUCCAACGUGAGCAGCUCCUCCCAUUUCUUCUCUAUAUACCCCUCUUUCUCUACCCCUCUUUCUCUCUUUCCAUCAAUCGCUUUCGGCUCCUUGCAUUGCGUUUGGAUCCCCCCCUGGUAGAAUCAGAUACCAUCCAUAAGCUCCAUCAGGUUCUAGUGUUUGAGCAAUGGUGCUGGGCCUCCGUACUAAGACAAAGAAGGAUGCUGCCAUCCAUGUAGACUUCAACAUCUUCAUCCAGGAGAUAAGCCCAUGGCCCCCUUCUGAAUCCCUCAAGUCUUUGCGUUCUGCGGUUCUUUUUUGGGAAAAUGGUGAGCGCAAUUCAGGGAAGACAAACACCGUUGCACCUUCAGUCUGCUCAGGUUCCACAGCGGGGAAGAUCGAAUUUAACGAGUUCAUAAGCAUACAGGUUGUUUUUCAGAAGGAGGGCUCAUCGAAAAGUGGAAAGUGGCAAAAGAACUUGCUUGAGUUGAAUUUAUAUGAACCAAGGAGGGAUAAGCUGAAGGGGCAACAUUUGGGAACUGCAACACUAGACUUGGCAGAACAUGCACUGUUUCUUGAGGACACUGUUGUUCCGGUGCCUCUCAACUCGAAGAGAAGCUUUAAAAGUAAUGCACAUCCUAUGGUUUAUCUUCGAAUCCAGCCAUUGGAUGGGGACAGCUCAAGUGUUUCCUCGAGAGAUGCAUUACCAAAAGAGGCAUCAGCUGAUAAGGAUUCAAAGGACUUCAUGUCCGCAACAAUGAGUGAGGACUACACUGAGGAUGCUGGGUUUGCUUCCUUCACCGAUGACGAUGAGGAAGGAACUCCAUGUCCGUACCACUCAGAUGGAAAUGUGCAUACAGGUAGUAAUAGAUCUCAGGACUCUGUCAAGGGGAAGGAUGCCAGGGUAUUUGGCAAUGAAGGCACCAGCUCAUCAUUAGAUUCCCAGCGUGAAGUGCCAUCUUCCAGUACAAAAGUGCGGAGUGAAGAAGUUGAAAAGCAUCCAAUUCAAAUGCAAAAGACAACCAUCCAUCCAGGGACAGAUUUACCGGGAGAAGAAUCUCCAUCUAUUCCACAACACAAUGCUCUCAGAACUGGUCGUAAAAUGUCUUUUGCUUAUGGUAUGGCUGACUCCAACCUGAGGCAAUUUGGCGAGAGAACUUACAGCACUUUAAAUAGUGAUAGAGCUAAGAAUAUGAGGUUUAGUAUGAGACUUCCAGAUAUUAAUGGAAGCACCAUAAGUAAGAAAGUUGAUUCCCAGAAGGAAGAAGUGAAGGAAGUUGAUUCAGAAGAUAUCUUGAUCGCUCAUGAUACUAAGAACAGUGCUGUUAAUGGAAUGCAAGCCCAGGCACCAGUGCGUAUUUCGAAUAAUAGAAGUGACAACAAAAUUCGAGAACUUGAACGUAAGGUUGAGUUGCUUGAAACUGAGCUGCAAGAAGCCGCUGCUUCUGAGAUAGGCCUUUAUUCUGUGGCUGCUGAACAUGGUAGCUCGGCAAACAAGGUCCAUACACCUGCACGAAGGCUCUCUAGGCAUUUUGUUCAUGCAUUUAAAAACUGUCCGAGAGAAAAGAUGGGAAGUGCAGCAAGAAGUGCUUCCUCUGGGCUGGUUUUUGUUGCAAAAGCUUGUGGAUACGAUGUCGCAAGGCUGAGUUUCUGGUUGUCGAACUGUGUGGUGCUGCGAGCAAUUGUUACUGAAACUUCUAAGCAAUCGGACAUUGGAAAUGACAUUAAUGCUACUGAUUAUAGUUCAAAAACUGCACCGAGGAGAAAUUCCGCAUCGAUGUGGGAAUCGCUUAAUCGGAAGAAAGGGAAUUUCCUUUCACCUGAGUUUGAUAACUGGGAAGAUAUUGAUACGUUUAUAGCUUCACUAAAGAAGAUUGAAUCAUGGAUAUUCUCACGGAUUGUAGAGUGCAUUUGGUGGCAGGCAUUUACACCACAUAUGCAAUCUGCUUAUAUCAGUACUAAAUCAAUGACUGGUUUGAAUGCAAAGAAAUGUUACGGAAGGAUUACUGUUGUGGGCAAUCAGCAACAAGCAACCUUGUCAAUAGACAUAUGGAAGAAGGCUUUCAAACAGGCAUCAGAGAAGAUUUGCCCUGUAAGGGCAGCUGGACACGAGUGUGGGUGCCUGCCUAUGUUGGCCAAGUUGUUGAUGGAACAGUGUAUAGCUAGAUUGGAUAUAGCAAUGUUCAAUGCUAUUUUGCGGGAGUCAGAAGAUGAGAUACCGACAGAUCCCAUUUCUGACCCAAUAACUGAUCCUAAGGUUCUUCCCAUCCCAUCUGGGAAGUUUGGCUUCGGUGCUGGGGUCCAACUGAAAAAUGCUAUCGGCAGCUGGUCCAGAUGCCUUACUGACUUGUUUGGUAUGGAUAUGGACGACUAUCCAGAAGUUGAGAAUGGGGAUGGUGAAAAUGGCAUUGCUGAAACCUACAGACCCUUCUAUCUUCUAAAUGCAUUAAGUGAUCUCCUAAUGAUCCCUAAGGAUGUGCUCAUGGAAACCAGUACCAGGAAAGAGAUUUGUCCCACCUUUAGUUCAUUGAUUGUCAGGAGCAUACUUGUUGGCUUUGUACCAGAUGAAUUUUGCCCAGACCCAAUUCAAGAUUCCUUGCUUCAGGCUCUAGAAUUGGAGGAUCAUCUGGAGAGCAGUGACAAGGGCAUACGGGCGAUACCAUGCAGUGCUUCACCCAUCUUGUACUCUUACCCUGCACCUGGCACAAUCCUAAGCAUCAUUGGUGAUCCUAGGAAGAGCGGAUUGGCAGUCCUCCGCAAGUCUAACACGAGUGAUGACGAGCUCGAUGAGCUGAGCUCGCCAUUGAGUUUCAUCUCCAAGGCGCCAACGAAUCCGCUUGCCAAGCUGAAGCAGAUCAGCGGCUCAAACACGGUGAGAUACAGGCUCCUCCAUGAGGUGUGGAAGCUAGACGACCAGUACUGACUUCCUCUUAUGUCCCUGACGUACAUAUGUGUAAGCUACCUUUUUUGCCAUAUUGUAUGUGUGAUCUUUCACAAGCACCGGAGUGGGUGUGAUGGUACUACAUUAUCAAAAUAAUUUGGCGCAUUUAGAACACAGUGUUUUUCUUCAAGUAGUAAGCUACCUGUGAACAUCAACGAUGAAUAGAUGAAUCAGGUUUGGUAUAACUUGACACGCCGGAAUUGGCAAAGGUAGCGAGACGCGUGUCUUCUUU